GGUCGCCGCUUCAUACUGACUGAGAGGAAUGGGGACCUCAUGGUAGUCAAAAAAUAAAACUUUCACUAUCAACAGCAAGUCACAAAAAACUUCCUCGCAGCUCUCUGUAAUUUUGGAAAACUAAACACUCAGCACCUUGGAGAUAUAGCCUUGAAGAAACUUUUCUGCAACUUUUUUCAGUAAGCCAAAGAGGGGGAAAAAAUUUCUGUGUCUGCAGUGGGGAAACCUGGGGACAUUAAAGUGUCCAUCCAUCCAUCCAUUCAUCCUUCAAGAGUCCCGCUCGCUCUCUCUUCCUGCCACUUGCCAACAUGACACGGAGAUCGUGUACCAUUUAUGUGGUUGGGAUCACCUGCGCCGUCCUGCUCGCGGUUGGGAUUGGCUUGUUUGCAGGGCAAGUUUUCCGCACAUUAAUGAACAACCGCCUGAAAAAGGAGAUCGUGUUGGUAGAGGGCAGCCGCGUGUUUGACUCAUGGAAAAAACCUCCCCCUCCUGUCUACAUGCAGUUUUUCUUCUUCAAUGUGACCAAUCCAAAAGAGUUUCUUGCAGGGGCAAAGCCAGAAGUUAAACAGAUUGGACCCUACACUUACAGGGAGUACAGGUACAAGGACAACGUAAGCAUGGUGGCAAAUGGCAAAAUGGUCUCCGCGUAUAACACGAAAAGCUUUGUGUUCCUGAGGGAGAAAUCUGUGGGUGAUCCAGCUGAGGAUAACAUCACCACUGUCAACAUCCCUGCCUGGGCUGUCAUGAACAAUGUGAAAGGUAGUUUCUGGAGGGCCUCCAUGGUUUCAAUUUGGAUGAACUCUCUCGGGAGUGGUCUGUUCACUACACGCACUGUGGAUGAACUGCUUUGGGGCUACGAAGACCGUCUGCUGGUUCGCGUUGCUGCCACCAAACCUGAGGUGGAGACGGUGUUUGGACUCAUGUACAAGAAAAAUGGAAGCAACGACGGUGAAUUUAUCUACCACACUGGAGAGCAGAACUACAUGGAUUAUGGCCGGAUCGAAACAUGGAAAGGCCAAAGGGAGUUGACUUUCUGGAGCUCUAACUAUAGCAACAGCAUCGUUGGAUCAGAUGGAAGUGCUUUCCACCCCCUGCUUGACAAGGAUGAGCGCAUUUACAUCUUUACUCCAGACCUGUGCAGGACCAUCUACAUGGAGUUUGAGAAAGACGUCGAGGUGAAAGGGAUCCCAGCGUACCGCUUCACACCUCCACCCUCUGUCCUGGCCAGCAAAGAGGAGAACCCGAACAAUGAGGGUUUCUGCGUCACCCCAAAGGAGUGCCUGGGAACUGGCGUCCUUAAAGUCAGCCCCUGUCGGAAAGGUGCGCCAGUGGUUGCCUCCUUUCCUCAUUUCUACCUGGCAGAUGACAAAUAUGUGGCUGCCAUUGAAGGACUGUCACCUGAAAGGACACAUCACCAAACUUUUCUAGACCUAAACCCCACCACUGGCGUGAUUGUACGCGCUCACAAACGAGCACAGGUGAACAUCUUGAUGCAGCGAAUCCCUGGAUUCCCGAACACUAGAUCCCUGAAUGAAACAGUAUUUCCUGUAAUGUUCCUCAAUGAGAGCGUGGAAAUUGACGAUGCGUCUGCAGAGAGAUUAAAGAAGCUUCUGCUGAUUAGCAAUUUGGUGUCCAACUUCCCUCUCGUCAUUGUGGGACUGGGUGUUAUUCUGCUCAUGGUCUUUGUCAUCCUCCUGUGCCAGGCUCGCAAACAGAAGAAUGAAGUUAAGCGCAUUGUGUUUACCAAGCCUCUUUAUGCUUCCUCUGCUGAAGACGACACCGCUUACUCUCCAGUUAAUGAUAAGGAGAAGGAGGAUCCCCAGAAUGGAACCUACAUUGGUCUGACACCUAAGGCUGACGUGGAAGCUUGAGGAUGAGCAAGGGGUCUGUCAUAGAGGGCUCAGGUGAAGAGGAUAUGUUUUUAGUCUCAGAUGUCUUUUAUUAUAUGCUCUUAGGUUUACUUAGAGAGCGCUAAACUCUAUUCCCAGACAAACAGUGUUUAGAACACAACAGUGGCUUCUUCUAGCUGCUGCUAAUUAUGUAAAAAUAGUUGUAAACAGUCGUCCAAUAAGCAGAGAUGAAGAGUGUGCUCUGUGGUGGUUCUAAAACAGGGGUCCCCAAUCCCAGUCCACGAGGGCCGGUGUCCCUGCAGGUUUUAGAUGUGUCCUUGAUCGAUCACAGCUGAUUUAAAUGGAUAAAUUACCUUCUCAACAUGUCUUGAAGUUCUCCAGAGGCCUGGUAAUGAACUAAUCAUGUGAUUCAGGUGUGUUGACCCAGGGUGAGAUCUAAAACCUGCAGGGACACUGGCCCUCGUGGACUGGGAUUGGGGACCCCUGUUCUAAAACAAUCACACCCUUUAAAUGACGGAGGAUCAAAACUGCCAAAAUUAAGAAGACAUGGAACAAAAUGAGUAAAUCAAGGUUAAUGGAAUUUAUUACAUUAUUUACAAUGCAUUUGUAAAUGAUUGUGUUUGCUUUUGUAUUAUUUACCUUUGUACUAUGGCUCCAUAGUAGAGUUGUUGUGAUUGACAUCUCAGUCACACUCAGGCCAGAAACUGGUCAGCGACCCCCUGGCAACCUCUGGGGAAAAAAUGUGUACCGAUUGGUUAAUACUAAUCUUCUUUUCCUCAUGUGGUUGCCAAGCAAUUGCCAACUGGCCUCUAGGCCUGUGUGACUGGGGCCUACUACAUUCCUCUGAAAUAUUAAAGAAAGAUCCACAAAUUCCUAGUGCCCCAAAUCAGGAGGGUUGCGGCUGCUGUGGCACCCCCUUGGGAAAUAAGGGAGCAGCUAGCAGUACCCAUAUUAUUUACAUUUGUCAUAAUUAUUCUGUUUAUCUACAAUCAGAUUUAAUUUCAUCUCUCUGUUGGCGUUUUUGUGUUUUUUGAGUGGGUUGGGGUUACGUUACGGCUAACAAGUAGAUUUCCUGUUUUGGUCCCAACUAGCCAAACAACAAAGAACCACUCACUGCUUAAGGAAUGGAGAGUGAAAGUGGACAUUAUAUUCUUGUUGUUUUUGUUUUUUAACGUAACAUUCAUUGUUGCAGCCAAAGAGACUGCUUUUCCCAGACUGCCUUUAUUAGACUGUUUUUUAAGUGUCCUUGUUGUCCACUGAGUUACUGAGUGUCACUAGUUAGCUAACAUAAGCUAAUGUAAGUCUAUUAGCAGCAACCAAUCCAGUAAUGUCAUAUUCUGUACUGGUGCAAUAUAGCACUAAGCAUGUUAUAAAAACACAUAUUCUUUAAAUCCAGCUUCAUAGACGGUUUAUAGAGGUUUAUUUGGAAAAGCAAAUAUGUUUGGCACAACAGUGCAUUUAAAUCAUAAUUAUGAUUAUAUAUAUUUUUUUUUAAUUUGGCAGUUUUGGUCCUCCAUACAUAGUUAACUACCUGUCAUUAUUUGUAUGGCUAAACCGAUUUGUCUUGCUUUGGACUUCAGAUUUUAUGGAAUGAUUACUUGUACACAGCGCACUGAGGUCAUUUGGGGAGCAAUGUGAUGAAAUCCUUAAACUAAUGAUUUUUUGGGGUGUUAUAUUUCACUCUCAGGGGGUCUCAUCUUAGAUGCUGUAAAGCAGUUAUUAAAGCAGGAGAAAGAAAGCACAAUAUACUGGAUGAUAAAUCAGUGUUACUAUGUCUCAUUUGCAUUUCAUGUUACAAAAAAAUGUCACAUCAUAAUAUUUUCUGCUCAUCCAUGGCGCAUAGAGGGAUAUCUAACAAAACCAGCAUACCUGAGCAUCUUCAGAGUAUGGCAUUUGUUUGUAUAUACAUACAGUGUAAGAAGUGAUGAACUGCUUACAUUCCUCUCAGCGUAUGAUGGGGAUGAGUAUCGGACAAAACACUGUAUAUUUUGGAAAUUUUAAUUUGUAAAGUAAGACAAACCUUGCUUUAUGGUUUUUUGUGUUGUUUUUUUUAAUGUGUCAUUGUAGAAAUGUUUGAAUUAAAGACAUUUCAUGUAAGAACUUUAUAAAUGUUUAUAAAGCUCUAAAGCCUUAACCACGGCAGAUUUUUUUGGUUCAAACCAAGAUUCAGACAGUACAGAAUUUAUGUGUUGACAGUAUUUUGCCCUGUGUAACUGUUUAUUACUAAGUGAUAUACUGAAAUGUAUUUUAGAUGCUGUAGUGGUGUCUUUAAAGUUACUGGAUUUCUUGUUCCUUUUAAAGAUUUUUGUUGCGUGAACAGAACACUGUGCCAUAUCAACAAAUCUACUCGUGACUUUUUUUCCUUCUUCUUCUUUCAGCUACCAAAAAUAAAUAAAUAAAUAACAAAACCUUUUUGAUAUUUCUAAUAUCUAACAGUAGGGUCAAACUGCACUUUGAAAACUCUCUGCCUGACUAGCAGGUUGUUGUGCAGGGUCACAGUUUUCUCACUCGAUGCUGGUGAUGAAAAUGUGCCGUCAUAAUGUGAUCUGGAAAAUGCUGCAGAAUUCCUCCGUUAGAACUGUGACGAGUCCGGCUUUUAUUACUGCUCAUGUAACAUUUUAAUUAAAGGCUUAUAUGCACUGUGAUAAUCGUAAUGACUAUAUCAGAUAUUAGUGGAUUCAUUUGAUUUUAGUAAAGUGUUUAACACGUACACUAUAAUAAGGAAAAAAUGAUUGCAUUUUAGAAAAUUUGUGCACAGCGUUUUAUAUAAGAGUUACAAACUCACAAGGAGAUGAAAGACAGGAUUCAUCUGAAUCCCUUUGAAAAAUACAGACUAUACAGUAUAAAAACACAGUUGUGGCUAAAGAGAAUAAAUUAUUUUGCUAUGUCGAUAAAACCAAAACACAUAAAGCAUUGCGUGGACUGUUCGCUGAGCUACUCAGUGCCAUACUUUGAUUGUAGAUGUUUCCUGAAAGUAUUGUUACUGCCAUAAAACACAUACUUGUUUUGAAAAUGUUGAACGUUUUUAUUCUGUAUACAAAAAAUAAAAAGUAGUUUCA
Molecule: messenger RNA, 4909 nt
Organism: Pelmatolapia mariae (spotted tilapia)
Lineage: Eukaryota; Metazoa; Chordata; Actinopteri; Cichliformes; Cichlidae
Product: lysosome membrane protein 2-like
Exons: 13
Coding region: 309-1871 (520 amino acids)
Biological process (GO): receptor-mediated endocytosis; protein targeting to lysosome
Cellular component (GO): plasma membrane; lysosome; cytoplasm
Molecular function (GO): scavenger receptor activity
Source: RefSeq, a predicted model, not a curated record